Zonotrichia albicollis (white-throated sparrow) is the source of this 3707-nucleotide messenger RNA. The record is from RefSeq and is a predicted model, not a curated record. NCBI's taxonomy places the organism in Eukaryota, Metazoa, Chordata, Aves, Passeriformes, Passerellidae.
UCCCCAGGGAAGGAGCAGGCUGGCGUGGUGGUGCCCACCUCGGGGGGCAGGUACGACGUGCACCUGCGGGAGCGGCGGCGCGUGGCCGUGUACUGGGAGGAGGAGGCGGCCGAGGUGCGGCGCUGCACCUGGUUCUACAAGGGGGACAAGGACAACAAGUUCAUUCCCUACUCUGAGGCCUUCAGUGAGGAGCUGGAGGAAGCUUACAUGAUUGCCGUGACCCUGGGUGAGUGGAAGAAGAAGCUGGAGUCCCCCAACAGAGAAGUCAUCAUCCUGCACAACCCAAAGCUGAUGGUUCACUACCACCCCGUGGCCAGCUCUGAUGACUGGGUCUCCACCCCCACGGAGCAAGGCCGGCCCCGCACUGUGAAGAGAGGAGUGGAGAACAUUGCUGUGGAGAUCCCCAAUGGAGAGCCGCUGCAGAUCGAUCACCUGGUGUUCGUGGUGCACGGCAUCGGCCCCGCCUGCGACAUCCGAUUCCGCAGCAUCGUGCAGUGCGUGAAUGAUUUCAGGAACGUGUCCCUCAGCAUGCUGCAGUCCCACUUCAGGAAGGCCCAGGAGCAGCAGCAGGUGGGCAGGGUGGAGUUCCUGCCUGUGAACUGGCACAGCUCCCUGCACUCCACUGGCGUGGAUGUCGACCUGGAGCGGAUCACGCUGCCCAGCAUCAACCGCCUGCGUCACUUCAUCAACGACACCAUCCUGGACGUGUUCUUCUACAACAGCUCCACCUAUUGCCAGACCAUCGUGGACACGGUGGCCUCGGAGAUGAACCGCCUGCACCAGCUCUUCCUGCAGAGGAACCCGCGCUUCAAGGGCGGAUGCUCUGCCCCUGCCUGCUUUCUAGGGUCACUCAUUUUGUUUGAUCUCCUGACGAACCAGAAGGCUGAUCCCGAGGAGAAGGAGCACUGUGUGCAGGGGUCCAGGACAACCUCAAGCACGGGGGGUAUUGAGGAGGUAAAAGAAAUCCUGAAGAAGCUGGAGCUGUCUGAGUACUGCGAUGUUUUUGAGAAGGAGAAAAUGGACAGGCAAGCACUGCUCUUAUGCACAGAGAACAACCUGAAAGAAAUGGGAAUUCCCUUAGGGCCCAGAAUGAAAAUACUCCAUUACAUCAGCUCUGAGACAGGGAUGAAGGGUCGGAGCUCAGCAGCUCCUGGGCACGGUGAAGGUGAGGCUGAGCCAGGGUCCCCAUCCCAGCUUGGGGACAGCUCUGAGGAUGGCAGGAGCUGCCAGUACCGGGACGUUGGCCUGGGACAGGUGUCAGCAAACUACCCCCAGCUGAACUACAAGCCCAGCAUCUUCUUUGCCUUUGGCUCUCCCAUCGGGAUGUUCCUCACGGUGCGGGGAGUGAAGCGCAUCGACCCCAACUACAGCCUGCCCACCUGCAAGGGCUUCUUCAACAUCUUCCACCCCUUUGACCCUGUGGCGUAUCGGAUCGAGCCCAUGAUCGUCCCGGAGCUGGAGUUCGAGCCCAUGCUGCUGCCCCACCACAAGGGCAGGAAGAGGAUGCACCUGGAGCUGAAGGAAGGGCUGACCCGCAUGAGCGUGGACCUGAAGAACAACCUGCUGGGUUCCCUGAGGGUGGCCUGGCAGUCCUUCACCCGCUCCCCCGUGCUUGCCCUGGAGGCUGGGAGCUCUGAGGCUGAGGCAGAGGCAGAGGCUGGCGCUGAGAAGCAGCCAGACACAAGGGCAGAGGAGCCCCCAGCAGCAGUGAAGGAGGAGACCCCUCCCAUCAACGUGGGGAGGCUCAACGGGGGGAACCGCAUCGACUACGUGCUGCAGGAGAAGCCCAUAGAGAGCUUCAACGAGUAUCUGUUUGCACUCCAGGGGCAUCUCUGCUACUGGGAGUCAGAGGACACCGUGCUGCUGGUUCUGAAGGAGAUCUACCAGACACAAGGCAUCACACUGGACCAGCCUUUACCAGGGAGCCAGUGACCCACCUGUGCUCUUCUGGCUGUUCAAUCCCACAGAGCACUCACCAGGAAAGUCCAGAUCUCAUCUCUGCCUUCCUCUCUCCUCUGCUGCCGUGUCCUGCAUGCUGCUUCCUGGAGACAGGAUGGAUUUUCCUCCAUUUUGGCUAGGGCUAGGGGGAAAAACCAUCAAGGAAAAACCACUUCAGCUCCAACACACACACACACACACCACCUGUACAGUGACUCCCUGUGGCAAUGUGUGCUUUCAGCCUGCACCCUGUGAGCCCCCACACCAGCAGACGAGCUGUCCAGGCUCAGAGCCCACACCUGGCUCUGUGAGGACACUCACAGCCUGGGACUUGAGGAGAAAAAGCCUUAAACACAGCGUGGGAAGAGCUGCAGCAGCCUUGGAGCAAGGGAGAUUGCUGAGUGCUAAUACAAAAACACAAAACCCCCCAGCAGGGCACAGGAGGUGAAACCCAGGGCACAGAGAGCUGCUGAGCCAUGGGGGCUGGCCAGCAUCAUCCCUGCACUGCUGCUGCAUCCCUGGGCACCCCUGCACUGCUGCUGCAUCCCUGGGCACCCCUGCUGCAUCCCUGGGCACCCCUGCACUGCAGCCAGGCAGGGCUGCCCCUAAAGCACCCUGUGAGAGUGGCAUGCUCGUGCUCCUCCCUGCUGUGGGGUGCUGCUGGGGACAGCUCUGCACCCCAAACCCAGCCCAACCCAGCCCAUUCUGAACACCCAGACCCUCCCCAUGGCCCUGGCCCAGCCAGUGCUGCUGGGGACAGCUCUGCACCCCAAACCCAACCCACCCAGACCCUCCCCAGUGCUGCUGGGGACAGCUCUGCACCCAAACCCAGCCCAACCCAGCCCAUCCUGAACACCCAGACCCUCCCCAUGGCCCUGACCCAGCCAGUGCUGCUGGGGACAGCUCAGCACCCCAAACCCAGCCCAUCCUGAACACCCAGACCCUCCCCAGUGCUGCUGGGGACAGCUCAGCACCCAAACCCACCCCAACCCAGCCCAUCCUGAACACCCAGAGCCUCCCCACAGCCCUGACCCAGCCAGUGCCCUGCUGUCCCUGCUCCAAGGAAAGCUUCCCCCCCAGCUGGCAGUGCCAGCCCUCUGAGCCCUGCAGGGACACAGAGCAGUGUGAGCAGCAGCUGAGCACGGAGAUCUGUGCCCUCUCCACGCUCCCAUCCUGGUUUAGCUUUAAAUGUCCAAAAUGCAGCCAGCAAGGUGGAGCCCAGAUGCAGCAGGGGGUGGGCACCUAGGAAUGACCCCAGCUCUGUAGGCAGCUCAGUGUGCACUGCCUUGAAGCUCUUUUUUGAGGGGCAGGGCUGGAGAACCUCUGUGAUGCUUCCCUGGGGCUCCAGUGCUGGGUGAGGUGUUGCUGUGCAGCCUUUGGAGAGCCAAACCACUUUUCCCUCCUGCUGACUUUUGCCCUGCAUGGGGUAAGGAGCCUUUUUUCCCCCCACAGAGCCUGUUGGUUUGUUUUUCCUCCAUUGUCUGUUAUUUGCACUAUUGGAAGGGUUUUGUUUGCAGCCUCCAUCCCUCCUCCCCUCCCAAGGAACAGAAGCUGUUCUGUACCUGACUGCAGGAACAGCCAAGCUGCUUGGUCAGCACCUGACUGGCUGAAAUCUCAUGGGAGCAGGAAAAGGGACAGUCUUAACAUGGGACACUAAUGAUCAGCUUUUUAAGUUAUGCACUUUGUUAAAAAAAAAAAGGAAGUUAAAUACAUUUUAAAUGUUAUUUAAUGUCUUUUCCAGUAAAAGCCAAAAUAAAUAAGUAGGUGAC